Cinclus cinclus is the source of this 648-nucleotide messenger RNA. It is a transcript of the gene PGPEP1L, whose product is annotated as pyroglutamyl-peptidase I like. Gene Ontology annotation, biological process: proteolysis. Gene Ontology annotation, cellular component: cytosol. The transcript is spliced from 5 exons. Bases 34 to 648 code for a protein of 204 amino acids. The record is from RefSeq and is a predicted model, not a curated record. Gene Ontology annotation, molecular function: pyroglutamyl-peptidase activity. NCBI's taxonomy places the organism in Eukaryota, Metazoa, Chordata, Aves, Passeriformes, Cinclidae.
CAAGAAGAUUUCACAUUCUGGAGCAGAGAUUUCAUGGAUUCAAAUUCCAACACUGUGGUGGUGACAGGUUUUGGUCCCUUCAGACAAUACCUGGUUAAUUCUAGCUGGGAAGCAGUGAAGGAGCUGUCCAAGAGAGGCCUUGGUGAAAACAUCGAUCUCCGGAUCUUGCAGCUGCCAGUGGUUUACAAAAAAGCAAAGGAGCAAGUCUGCAAGAUAUGGACAACUCUUCAGCCACUGCUUACAGUUCACGUUGGGCUGGCUUCAUCUGCCACAGCGCUCAUCAUCCUGGAGCAGUGUGGGAAGAACAAAGGCUACCAGGAGAGGGAUGCUUGUGGUUUUCACCCAGAAGGUGCCUGCUGCAUGCUAGAUGGCCCAGAAAAGAUUGAAUCUACAAUUAAUAUGAAGACUCUCUGGAAAAACAUCUCAGUGGAUGGGAUUGAUAUUAUCCUUUCCAGAGAUGCAGGAAGGUACAUCUGUGAUUAUACCUACUACACUUCUCUGUAUUAUGGCAAUGGAAGAGCUGCUUUCAUCCACGUCCCUCCAUUAUCUGAGUCGGUAACAGCAGAAUUUCUAGGAAAAGCAUUACAGACCAUUAUCCUAGCAAUGUUAGAACAGUGUGGGGAAAAGAGAGAUGUAUCACAGAGGUAA